AUGCCACCACCAUUACUGUCAUCCAUACCUUUGCACCUGUGGCAUGUGCCCUGCUUGUUACCUGCCAUCAACCGCUACAGAAAGCGCAGCAGACGGCGUGGGCGAAGAUGCGGUAGACUUGUCAGAUUAAGAAGAGCCUACCUGACUCUGACUUCGGCAUCUGAUUCUCGCAUUCUCUCGGCGCUCUCUCGAGAGAACGACGGUUGCGCUGUGAAGUGUUCCUCAGAAUACUGCUAUCGGUGGCUUCGACCCAUCGUUCCUGAUGCCGAGUAUGCACAUGCUUGCCGACGGCCCGUAAGGAUCUGCAAACGGCAUUCCGUAAAGGAGAAUCUUCGCCCGCUUGCACAGUUAAUUGAAGAAAAAGAGGAGAAUGAAGAAUCAAGUUCACACUGUGAUAAGAGAUUCAGUGAUUUAUCAGGUCUGAAAACACUUGAGAGGAUUCACACUGGAGAGAAACCUUAUAAGUGUUCUCACUGUGACAAGAGAUGCAGUCAGCCAGUAUAUAUAAAAAGUCAUGAAAGGAUCCACACUGGAGAGAAACCUUAUAAGUGUUCACACUGUGAUAAGAGAUUCAAUGAUUCAUCAACUCUGAAAACGCAUGAGAGGAUUCACACUGGCCACGACUUCCCCUCCGAUUCAUCAUCUCUGAAAACGCAUGAGAGGAUUCACACUGGUGAGAAACCUUAUAAGUGUUCACACUGUGACAAGAGAUUCAGUGAAUUAUCAGGUCUGAAAACACAUGAGAGGAUUCACACUGGAGAGAAACCUUAUAAGUGUUCACACUGUGACAAGAGAUUCAGUGCUUUAUCAGGUCGGAAAACACAUGAAAGGAUUCACACUGGAGAGAAACCUUAUAAAUGUUCUCACUGUGACAAGAGAUUCAGUCAGUCAGUAUAUAUAAAAAGGCAUGAAAGGAUCCACACUGGAGAGAAACCUUAUAAGUGUUCACACUGUGACAAGACAUUCAAAGUUUCAUCAUCUCUGAAAACACAUGAGUGGAUUCACAAUGGAGAGAAACCUUAUAAGUGUUCUCACUGUGACAAGAGAUUCAGUCAGCCAGUAUAUAUAAAAAGACAUGAAAGGAUCCACACUGGAGAGAAACCUUAUAAGUGUUCACACUGUGAUAAGAGAUUCAAUGAUUUAUCAACUCUGAAAAUGCAUGAGAGGAUUCACACUGGAGAGAAACCUUAUAAGUGUGCACACUGUGACAAGACAUUCAAAGAUUCUUCAUCUCUUAAAAAGCAUGAGAGGAUUCACACUGGAGAGAAACCUUAUACGUGUUCACACUGUGACAAGAGAUUCAGUAAAUUAUCAGGUCAGAAAUUACAUAAGAGGAUUCACACUGGAGAGAAACCAUAUAAGUGUGCACACUGUGGCAAUAGAUUCAGUGAUCCGACACAGCUGAGAACACAUGAGAGGAUCCACACUGGAGAGAAACCUUACAAGUGUGCACACUGUGACAAGAGAUUCAGUGUGUCAUCAAGUCUGAAAAAACAUCAGAGAAUCCACACUGGAGAGAAACCUUAUAAGUGUUCACACUGUGACAAGAGAUUCAGUGAUUCAUCAACUCUGAAAACACAUGUGAGGAUUCACACUGGAGAGAAACCUUACAAAUGUGCACACUGUGAUAAGAGAUUAAGUGGUUUGACACAUCUGAAAACACAUGAAAGGAUCCACACUGGAGAGAAACCUUACAAGUGUUCACACUGUGGCAAUAGAUUCAGUGAUUCGAGACAUCUGAAAACACAUGAGAGGAUCCACACUGGAGAG
Molecule: messenger RNA, 1770 nt
Organism: Carassius carassius (crucian carp)
Lineage: Eukaryota; Metazoa; Chordata; Actinopteri; Cypriniformes; Cyprinidae
Product: zinc finger protein 431-like
Exons: 3
Source: RefSeq, a predicted model, not a curated record